AUGCCGGAGAUCGAGAUCCGACAUGUGGUAUCCGCGAGCAGCUCCGACACGACUCAUUGUGCUGAGAAUCUGCUCAAGGCUGACACCUAUCGCAAGUGGAAGGCUGCCCAGGCUGGGGAAAAGCAAAUCUCUGUCAUAUUACAAUUUGAAAAAGAGGAGCAAAUUCACAGCAUUGAUAUUGGCAAUGAAGGCUCUGCCUUUGUGGAAGUGCUGGCUGGCAGCUCUGCCUCCGCCAGUGAGCAGAAUUACGAGGUGCUGUUGGUGACAUCCUCCUUCAUGUCUCCCUCAGAGAGCAAGAGUAGCACCAACUUGAACAGAGUCCGUAUGUUUGGGUCAGAUAAACUGGUGAAGGCUACAGCUGAGAAGAAGUGGGACCGAGUUAAGAUUGUUUGUACCCAGCCGUACACCAAGUCUCUGGCUUAUGGCCUUUCCUUCGUGAGGUUCCAUUCUCCUCCAGACAGCACUGAGACACAUUCCAAAAUGGCUUCACCGAAAGUCACCAAAUUGGGCCAGUUUAAGGUGAAGGAGGAUGACAGCAAUUCCAGCUCUUUGAAACCCGGUGCUCUCUUCUUCAGCCGUGCCAGUAAACCCCUAGUCUCCCCUCCUAAAGCAUCUCAGAAUGACCAGCCUUCACCCAGUUACGCCGCUGCCUCAUUGCAGACCAACAAAUCUCUUUCUCCUGACUCUUCACCAUCAGCAGUGGAAAAGCCCACCAUCAAAACCCCACCCAAGGAACCCACCCCAGUUAAAAGGAAGUUUGAAUUUAGCAAAGAAAAUGCCGCUCUCUCCUCAGCAACCAAGAAAGCUAAUCCCGAGAAGUCCCGCGUUACACACCCGCCUGCCAAAAAACACAAAGUUUCUCUUUCCACGUCUCCUCCCCAGAAGACGUUACCUUUCAAAAAAGCUCUUCCAACGCAGUCUUUGGAGGAGACAGCAAACGGGUCUUUCCAACAACUCCUACAGGGUACCGUCUUCGUGCUGAGUGGUUUCCAGAACCCCUUUCGCUCUGAAUUAAGGGACAAGGCCUUGGAAAUGGGGGCCAAGUACCGUCCAGACUGGACCCCCGACAGCACUCACCUCAUCUGUGCCUUUGCCAACACCCCCAAAUACAGCCAGGUGAAGGGGCUCGGGGGCACCAUUGUACGGAAGGAGUGGAUCCUGGACUGUUACCGUAGCCGUCGGUGCUUACCCUGCAAACAGUACCUGAUGGGCAGCCCCGAUUCGUCCAGCAGCGAACAGGAAGAGGAGAGCGAGGAGGAGACCACAGCUGCACACCGCAGAGUGUUGACUCCUCAACAGAAAACCAGUGUGCCCAGCCCCAACCACAAGAUUAAGCCUGCCACCAGCCCCAAAGUAACGCAGGCGGUGCCACCCAGAGUGUCUUCCGAGGAGGAGGAGGAAGAGGAGCCAACCACCUCUCAGAACAGCAACAUCCACAACAAUUCAAGGGCUUCCAGCGGGGAUGAGAAAUUCGCAGGUCUUCAAGACAACGGAGAUGAAGGGUCCGGUGACACAGAUGACGAGUUAAGGAGAGUUGAAGAGGAACACCGCAAAAAGCAGCAAGGCGGACGGAGGCUAGUCCCAGAACCAGACAGUGACCCCUACGCGGGUUCCACUGAUGAGAACACAGACGUGGAGGAACAGCCAGAGCCGGAUCAGCCUAUCCCAGAACUUCCAGAUCUGUUUGUUGGCAAAUGCUUCUUCCUUUAUGGUGAAUUCCCUUCUCAGGAACGACGUCUCCUGAAUCGCUACAUCAUAGCUUUCAAUGGGGAACUGGAGGACUACAUGAACGAGCGUGUAAACUAUGUGAUCACGGCUCAAGAAUGGGAUGACACAUUUGACGAGGCUCUGAACGAGAACCCCAACCUUUCCUUCGUGCGUCCCCGUUGGAUCUACAACUGCAAUGACCGGCAGAAACUGAUCCCCCACCAGCCGUACGUCGUCGUGCCACGAGCGUAGGAGGAUCCCU
This is a messenger RNA of Protobothrops mucrosquamatus (brown spotted pit viper), 1969 nucleotides long. It is a transcript of the gene XRCC1, whose product is annotated as X-ray repair cross complementing 1. The record is from RefSeq and is a predicted model, not a curated record. Gene Ontology annotation, cellular component: nucleus. NCBI's taxonomy places the organism in Eukaryota, Metazoa, Chordata, Lepidosauria, Squamata, Viperidae. The coding region runs from base 1 to 1959 and encodes 652 amino acids. Gene Ontology annotation, molecular function: damaged DNA binding. Gene Ontology annotation, biological process: single strand break repair; double-strand break repair via nonhomologous end joining; base-excision repair. The transcript is spliced from 17 exons.